UUUAAGCAGAAGUACGUUUGCGGAUUUUGUUUUGAGACGCUAAAUUUCUGUGUAAGUCGCUUUGCCUUUUUGUUUUAUUUCACUGGUAAGUGAAUACACAAAAGAAGAAUAUAGUCUCUUAAUCAAUUUGAGGAACGACUCUUAUCCAGAUAUAAUAAUGCUUUUGUAGUUGGCCGUAGCCAGUGUCAACCGGUCUGUCAACCAGCUAGCAAAACAACACACGUUUAAACACUGCAAUGGAUUAUUCGAGUGUUGGCACUAGGGUGGCGCAGCUGGAAGAAGAGCAUUGUGCUGAUGUGAAGAAAGACUUGCUUUCUCAGUUUUCAGGGAUGUCUCACAACCAGAUAGUCGAAAAGGAACACUUGAAGGUCUAUCUGCGAAUACGACCAUUCACCUCAUCAGAGACCGAGAAUGGGGAGUCUCAGGACUGUGUGGCCACAGAGCCUCCAGAUACGGUCGUGUUGAGGGCACCGAAAAUGUCAAUGUCAGCCCGACUGAGUGACAAGUCAGUUUCACAGAUCACUCAAAGGUUUCAGUUUUCACAGAUCUAUGGUCCUGAAACCACACAAAAGGAGAUGUUUGACGGGACCGUGAAAACCCUGGUCAAGGAUGUUUUGGAUGGAGAGAAUUCACUGGUCUUUACAUAUGGUGUCACCAAUGCAGGAAAGACCUACACAUUUUUAGGUACUGAAAAGAAUGAAGGAAUUCUGCCACGUUCUUUGAGCGUGAUCUUUAACCGCAUAGAGGGCCGCGUCAGCACCCAAAUGAACCUGAAGCCCCAGAGAUGCCGAGAGUUCACACGACUGAGUUCAGAUGAACAGAAUGAAGAGGCUGCUAUGAAACGCGGCCUUUUUAAACUCCUCAAAGAGUCUGAUCAGAAGAAUACCAGUAACCAAUCUGACUCUAGGGAAGCUUCCACACUGAGUGAAAUCGAAGGGUCGUUAACAGAGAACAGUUUUAAUUUGGAGCUGGAAGAGCAGACUAAGUUCUCUGUCUGGGUGUCCUUCUGCGAGAUCUACAACGAGAACAUCCACGAUCUGCUGGAGCCGCUUCCCAACGGCGCCACGAGAAGACCUGCACUCCGGCUCUCUCAGGACGUCAAGGGAAACCUUUUUGUCAAAGAUCUGCGGUGGGUCCAGGCGAACAGUGCUGAAGAAGCCUUCAAAGUCAUGAGGCUGGGCAGGAAGAACCAGAGCUUCUCCAGCACCAAACUCAACCAGCUCUCAAGCAGAAGUCAUAGCAUAUUUUCCAUCCGGAUUAUGCGGAUUGAUGGCAUCUCCAGAGUGAAAGUCAGUGAAUUGUCUUUGUGUGACCUGGCUGGCUCUGAGAGAUGUGCUAAGACUCAGAAUGUAGGAGAUCGCUUGAAGGAGGCAGGCAACAUCAACACUUCACUACUCACUCUGGGCAAAUGUAUCAACAUACUGCGAUACAAUCAGCAGGCAAAGGUCCCCCAGCUGGUGCCAUUUCGGGAGAGUAAGCUGACUCACUACCUGCAGAGCUACUUCAUGGGCCGGGGCAAGGCCUGCAUGAUCGUCAACAUCAACCAGUGCGCCUCCAUGUACGAUGAGACCCUCAAUGUCCUCAAGUUCUCUGCUGUCGCCCAAAAGGUGGUGGUUCUGAGCACUAGGACCAUCCAGGAUGCUCUGGGGGCGAGGGCAAGCAGGAAGGUGUCCAUGAUCAUCAACAACGCAGACCGCAACUACGAGCAGCAGCGCAGGCUGCGGAGGAGCUCUCUGGUGCAGUGGGACAGUAGCCUGGAGGACGUGCAGGAGGACGAGGAUGAUGAGGAGGAAGAGGAGGAGGAGAGCACGGUGGAGGACACCAUUCAGGACGACUCCAUGGCUGAACCCGACCGAGAAGCAUACGAAGAGCAGCUGGCGGAGCUGAGGGCUGAGCUGCAGAAGAUGAAGAACGAGAAGCUGCUGAUGGACUGCCGCAUCCGCGAGGAGGUCACCAAGGACUUCUCAGAGCUCUUCACUCAGAUGGAGACCGACUUCAGGGAGCGCUUGGAGAAGGAGAAAGCAAUCAUUGAGGAGAGGAGUGAAAAACGUUUAGAGUUGCUCAAAGACUUGGUGAGGAAGAACUCCAACAACGAGGACGAGGAUGAUGAAGAAGGAGCUCUGUCGCACGACGAGCAGUCUCUGUCCCUUGACGAGAUGAUUGGCUCCAUCUGUAGUGAUGUGGACAGCAUCAGAAGGGAUGCGGAGGAGGCCCAGUCCUGCCUGGUGGCCCAGGCCCCUCCCCCCCUCGCACCCAUGGCCAUGUUGGCUGAUCUCCAGAGCAAGGUCACCGAGCUUACCGAGCAGCUCGUGGAGACCCAGACACUCCUCUCCGACAAGACCUCAGAGCUGGACAAAUGCCACAAGCACUUGGAGGAGCUUGAGGAAUCUAAAAAAAAAAUACAAGUGAGCUGUAAGGAGAUGGCUGCCACCAUGGCUAAGCAGACUGAGUCCCUCACUACGGAGAGGGAGCAAAUGGAAACCAUCCGCAAAGAGCUCUCGGUGCUGAAAGGCAAGUGCAAAUGCUCAGGUGUGGGUGGGAGGAGCCUGCCAGGUGACACCAGGAAGCGCCGCCAACAGGAGCGGGGACAGGGGCUUGACGGACAGCCCCCAUUAAAGAAAGGGGCUGUGGAGGACUUUGACAACAGCGGAGCAGAAGAGUCCUCUGACCCCAUGGAGGUCAAAGGUCAGCUGGAGGUCACGGAGGCGGAGUCUGCUGAGUUUGAAGUCACAGAGGCGGAGUCUGCUCAGCUGGCGGAGAUGCAACGCCGAUGCCAGUCUCUGGAGCAGCACAUGCAAGAACUCGAGCAAGAGCUGGCUGGAUACGAGCGUGUCACACACACUCAAGAGGCCGAGCUCAAGGAGAAGAGUGCUCUGAUUGAAAAGCUCUUGCAGCAGAUCCAACAGCUUCAAGACCGUCUAGACGAGUCUAGCGCAACAGCAGCAGCAACUGCUGUUUCCCGGCAGGAGGAGAGGCAGAAGAGCAGUCAGAAUGCCCGGACCCUGGAGCUUGAGAUUAGUCAGCUGAAGGAACAGCUCAAGCAACAGGAAGUGAGGUCAGAGCAGCUCAAACAACAACAGGAAGUGAUGCCAGAGCAGCGCGGGCAAAAGGAAGCCAGGCUGAUGUGUGAGCAGCUGCUGCAGGCAGACCGGGCUGUUACAGAUACCACUAUCGUGGAAGACACGGUCAAAGACAGGCAGGAGUUGGAUGAGAAGCAGGCUGUGCUCUCCACCAAGGAGACAGAGCUUAAUCAUAGACAGAAGGAGCUUGUCAACAAAGAGGCCGAGCUUUGUCAAAGAGAGAAGGAGCUGUCCGAGAGGGAGGCCCAACUCCAGCUGCAAGGUCAACACCAGACACCGUGUGCCGAACCUGACAAAGAAGUUGGAGAGUUGCAGAAGCAGAGUGGGGAAGAAAACGAGAAGGCACACAGGCUAAAGGAAACCUCACUGGCCCACAGAGAGCAGGAGCUGGAGCAGAAGCUGGUCAACAUGACGAGCCAUCUGUCCGAGAGAGAGGAGCAACUGGCCAGGAGAGACGCAGAUCUCUCCCGGAGAGAAGAAGCUCUCGAGAGCAAGCUGGCUCAGAAGGGGGAGGAGCUGACCAAGAAGGAGAAGGAGCUGACGGCAAAGCUGGUUGACGGACAGGCAGCGUUGACUCAAAGAGAGGCGGAGCUUCAGAGAAGCCUGGCUCUCCGGGAGGCGGAGUUGGUACGGAAAGAGGAGGAGCUUCAGGCUGCCAAGGAGGCAGGGUCAUGCAGAAAAGAGGAGGGGGUAGAAAACGAAGCCCUCCUUCAUCAAGCGCUUGCAACCACUCAGAGCGAGAACGCGGAGUUAUCCGAGAAGGAGGAGCUUGAGAAGAGGCGUGCUGCCAGAGAGGCUGAGCUGGCUCGCAGGGAGGCGUGUCUCUCCCAGAAGGAGGAGGAGCUGUCCCGGCUGCAGCGGAGGCUGAGGGAGGAGCAGGAGCGCGCGGAGGAGGCGGAGAGCGCCGCGGUGCAGGAGGCUCGCCGCAGGGAGGCCGAGAGGAGGAGAGAGCUGCUGGCCGUGGCGGAGGAGGCCAUCGCCCAGAAGGACGCCGAGCUGCAGAAGCGCCAGCAGGACAUCCAGAGGUUAAAGGAUGAGAUGAAAGCGGGAGCGGACAAGGUUCAGAGUCUGACUGUGGAUCUGCAGAGACAAGAGGAUGACUCGUCUGACCUGAAGGAGAAACUGGUCGACUCCAAGAAACAGAUCCAGCAGGUCCAGAAAGAGAUCUCGUCCAUGCGUGAGAUGGAGAAGAGCCUAAAGCAGAAGGUGCAGGAUCUGGAGAAGAGCAGGUCUCAGCUCCAGAAGGACCUGGCCAGCAGAGACCGCACCAUACACCAGCUCAAAACUUCAGCAGACUCUCAAUCAGACGAGACACUUGUGCUCUACCAGAAGGCCUGCAAAGACCUGCAAGCGCGUGAGCAGGUGAUGGAGGACAUGAGGCUGGUGCUGACGGAACAGGAGGAGACCCAGAACCAGAUGGACCUGGAACUGGAGACACAACUGGAGAACAACCAGCAGCUCACACAAGAGGUGGAGAAACUGAAGGCUCUUCUACUGAGGCAGGACUGCAGGAGGGCCUCCAGCCCAGCAGGGGUAGUAGAGGGAGAGGCCGACAGCCAGACCAGAGAGGAGCUCACACAGGCCCAGGAAGAGCUCAAGUCGUCCAAUGAGAAGUACCAGUCGGACCGCAAGAGGUGGCUGGAGGAGAAGAUGGUUCUGAUCCGGCAGGCCAAGGAGGCGGAGGAGAGGCGCAACCAGGAGAUGAGGCGCUUCGCAGACGAGCGCGACAGGCACGGCAAGCAGCAGACUGAGAUGGAGGGCCUCUCUGAGCGGCUGGCCGAGCGAGAGCAUGAGAUGGAGCGCUGGCGUCUGGAGAGGGACACGCUGGUCUCAGCCCUGGAGGUCCAGCUUCAGAAACUCAUCGCCUCCAACAGGGACAAGGACCAGCAGCUGCAGAGCUUGCAGAGCAGGAACACACCACAGCCACCAGAGGGCGAGGCAGACGCUGAUGCACGUGCUGAUGUGGAGCGUCUGCAGAGGCUGCUGUGUGAGAGGGAGGCAGAGAUCCAGUGUCUGCAGGAGCAGUUGAAGACCAGUACCAGCAGCAGCAGCCAGCCUGGACCCUCAGCACCUGCACCAGCACCAGCUCCAGCACCCAGGCCUCGGCAGGACUCCUCCACUCAGACAAUACCUGUGGAAGAACCAACAAAGCUUUCGGACUUUUAUGCAGACAAACCUCUGGACACCAGCACCUUGAGAUCCACAGAGAAGACCAGAGCGUCUGUCAUCAGCCAGGCUUCAUCGGGCUACCCGUCCGUGCUGGAGUCGUCGGAGAUCUCCACGGACGCAGGCCGCCGUUCCCGGUUCCCGCGGCCGGAGUUAGAGAUCUCGUUCAGCCCGCUGCAGCCCGACAGGCUGGCCCUCAAGCGGCAGGGGGACGAGGAGGCCGUCACCGUCAAGAUCACACGCUCCGCACGCAAGAGGAAGAGCAACGACAUGGAGAAGGAUCCAGUGGAGAGUGAGAACAAGAGGAACACUAGAACCACUAGAACCCCCAAACUGGCCGUGCACCAGGAAGAGCGCUCCCCUGCUCUGAUGAACUCCAAUAACUCCCAGUCCAGCCUGCGCAGCGGCAGAGAGGGCAAGCUGCAGAAGAUCGGAGACUUCCUGCAUAGCUCCCCCACCUUCCUGGGCAGCAAAGCUAAGAAGAUCAUGGGCCUGGUGAGUGGCAAGUCUGAUGUGGAGAGAGGCUGCUCCUCGUCCAAGCGGCCCAAGAAGAAGCUGUUCCACCCGGAGAUCUCCGCCCCCAUGGACAUACCUGCCCACCAGAUCAUUGGACGAGAGCCAGAGGAGAAGGACAGCGACCACCUCAUUAUCAAGAGACGACUGCGCAACCGGCUAGGGAAGUGAAGUCCUCCCUGGGGAAACCAACCUACGCAAUAAUGUUCAGCCCGGGACGACUCUGUCAAAUCCAACAGUAGCUUGUUUCUUUGCACCAUGAUAUCAUCAUAUAUAGUACUGUCUUUUUCAAAGAAAUACUUGCACUUUCUUGUAUUAUUAUUAUUGUUGUACACUGUAGUGUUUUAUAGAACAAAGUAUUAGUAUUUUUUUUUAUUGUGUAUCUUUGUUAUACGUAAUCAUUUUGCACACAUAAGGAGAGUUUUUUUCAAUCAUUAAUUCAAUAAUUUUUUUAACUGACCAGUUAAAUAGACGAUCGUGUAUUUUUUUACAGAUCUCCUAUUUGACACCCGCAGACCAUGCUGAGUAUGUGGGUUUGUGUAAACAUGUAAAUAUUAACAUAGCACGACAUCUCUUAAGACUUCAUUACCUUGACAACUAUGGGGCAGUUCCACUAAUAUAAUAUUCUCAACAUUGAUUAUUCAAGCCUAGUCUAUUAACAUUCUAGUGCCUUCCUUCACUUGGUUUCUCAGAAACCCUGAGUUGAUUUAUUUGUAAUGUUUUUCCACGGUAAUGUUGAAAAUCAAACUGCUCAUAGCUGCGAGAAUAAACACAUGUGCAUUUAACACAA
This is a messenger RNA of Engraulis encrasicolus (European anchovy), 6549 nucleotides long. It is a transcript of the gene kif20ba, whose product is annotated as kinesin family member 20Ba. The record is from RefSeq and is a predicted model, not a curated record. The transcript is spliced from 34 exons. Gene Ontology annotation, biological process: microtubule-based movement. Gene Ontology annotation, cellular component: microtubule; kinesin complex; nucleus. Gene Ontology annotation, molecular function: microtubule binding; ATP hydrolysis activity; ATP binding. Lineage: Eukaryota; Metazoa; Chordata; Actinopteri; Clupeiformes; Engraulidae. The coding region runs from base 237 to 5930 and encodes 1897 amino acids.